Polistes dominula (European paper wasp) is the source of this 2572-nucleotide messenger RNA. RefSeq lists its product as uncharacterized. Gene Ontology annotation, molecular function: histone acetyltransferase activity; protein binding. Gene Ontology annotation, cellular component: transcription factor TFIIIC complex. NCBI's taxonomy places the organism in Eukaryota, Metazoa, Arthropoda, Insecta, Hymenoptera, Vespidae. The record is from RefSeq and is a predicted model, not a curated record. Gene Ontology annotation, biological process: transcription initiation at RNA polymerase III promoter.
UCGAGAGAAGGGGUCGAAAUGUUCUGCGAUCUAGCUUCACUGCCUCUAUCCUCCAUAAAUAUAGAUGUUAUUUUUCUAUCAUUUCUAACCUAAUCGUGUUAUAAUCACAUAAUUUUACUUAAAAAUGAUUUUUUUUAAUCUUUCAAUUGAUAUAUUAUUCUAAAUUAAAGUUAUUCAUUGGAUUUAAACUUGUGUCUACUGCAUGAAAAAGAAAAACAAAUUUUCUAAUUAAUAUGAUAUUAAUAGAAGAAAUUUGUAACGUGCCAUUUUCUCCGUUGGUCACUGCAUUAAAUGCAAUUCAAUGGACAUCGAAUAAUUUUAUAUCUGUUAUUACAGAAAAAGGAGUUCAUAUAUUAGAAUUAAUACCUUCUAUGAAGGAACAUCAACCAGAUGUUACAUUUUCAUGGUCUUUUAUAUAUCCUUCUGAUUUUUUACCUGCGUACGCAUUUAUUAAUGAAGUAACAUCCUUGGCAUGGAACAUAAAACGUAGAGAAAUAUAUUCACUUUUAAUGGAAGGUGCUUUGGCACCUAAAAUCAAUGACGCAUCUGAUGUGUUACCAAGGAUAAUUGAUGUAUCAUGGUCACCAGAAAAUUUAAUUCAUCCUAGGAAGUCCAUAGUUGCAAUCAUAACUUCUGUUGGUGCUGUUGAAAUUGCACAUAAAUUAUAUGACGUGAGAAAUUGGUAUUCCUUGAGUAAUAUAUCAUCUAUAUGGUUACAAACGAUUGAAGAUAGUAUUAAAACUGAUUUGUCUAAUUGUAAACAUGAAGAAUCACGUUUUACAAGCAUACAACAAAAUCUUAGACGAUUGCAAGCUUGUGCAAUGACAUGGAGUGAACUAUUUCGAUUAGAAAAUACUUGUUAUGCAUAUUUUGUAACUGCUUUUCGUAGUUCAGAGAUAGUCAUUUGGAAAAUUGAUCAAGUAACUGAUUCUACUGAGAAUGUAACACCAACCAUGAUAUCUAAAGAAAAUUUAAAUAUGAACACAAAAAUAAAUGUAUUAUUAUGGUAUACUAUAAAAUCAAAGAAAUACUUAAUUAUUAUUGGAUGUUGUAAUGGCCAAAUCAAAGGUCUUCUUUAUACUGGUGAUAAUAAAUGUUUAGAGAAAACAGGAGAAGAAAAAUAUUACAAUAAUUCAGAUCUUAUCGUAGUCCAAUCUUUAACUAUGGUUUCACAAAAUGAAAAUGGAAUGCAAUUUAUUGCUUGUAAAAGUUAUUUUAUCUUACUGUUUGGUUUGACUAAAACUGGUAAAUUAAUGUCUUCACAUUAUUUACAAACAGAAGGAUUUUCAAUUUCGGGAAUCAGUGUUAUUGCUCCUGAACGUGUUGUAAUUACUACACAAAAUUGUAUGAUGUAUACGUUUGAUACACAAGAAAAUAACUUAAAAAGUAUUCCAAUAAAUUAUAAAUUACCUAAGAUACGUGUUCAAUAUUUGGGUCUUGCUUGUUCUCCAAAUUGUACCAUGUUAAUUACCGUAACUAGUCCUUAUUGUACAUUUGAUCAUUUAGUAAAAACAGAACCAAGUAUAUUGUACAUAUGUUCCAUAGAUGGAAAAGAAUGGGAUCCAGUGAAUAUAAUACAAAAUUAUAGCAAUAAAAAUUCUAAAUUACCUUGGGAUUGUCUCGAAUUAAUCAGACUUAAAGCUGCUAAAGUUUCAGAUCCAACGAGCGUGUUACCUAAAGUACCACACAAUUUAGAAUCUAUUUCAUUAUAUGAAUUAAGAAUAUCAUUAUGGGUGUCACUUAUGACUGAAGUAUUAACAAAGAAAAAGAUAGUUCGAGAAAUUGAACAUGAAGAAAAUAUAGCAGAAAUUCACUCACUAGUUUUUAUUCAUUGCGCAUGUACAUAUAUCGAUCGUUUAAUGAAUAAAACACAUUUAUCAAAGAAUCAGGAAACUUCUAUAAACCUGCUAAGAAUGUAUUUAGAAAUUUAUCUUGCUGGUGAAGAGGGAGAAGAAGAAACAAUUACAACAAAAUAUGUACGAGAAGCAUUAAAUAAAACAUCUCAUUUCGAAUUAAAAGCAGACGUAUGUAAUCUAUGCCAUGAAAAGAUAUAUGAAAUACCUUGGAAAACUAUAUACUGUCCACGUGGACAUGUGUUAGGCAGGUGUGCUUUAACCCUUCUUCAAAUUACAACAAUGAAAUAUCGAACUUGCCCACUAUGUAAGAAAAUAUAUCAUUCCGACUUAGACCAAGAAUAUGAAGAAGUACUAUGUGUGUUUUGUAAUGUACCUGCUUUAUAUAAAGGUCAUUAUCAAUAUAAUAAAGAUUCGGAAUUACUUGCAAGAGAUUUAUCAAAACAUCCAAUAUCAGAAUUAUCAGGAAGCCAAGAUCCUUCGGAAGAAAAUGAGGCAGAAUCUUCAAAUGCUAAUUCUGAUAAAGAUGAAACUGCUAGUAUUCAAGAUUGGGACAUGAUGUGAUUAUUAUUAUAUAUAUAAUAUAUAAUAUCUAAUUAUAUAAAAAAAAAUAAUAAUCACAUUUUAUAGUUUAUUAAUUUUCUUCCCUCCGGGCGAAAAGCGCCAACUUUUCUCCCGCUGUUCAAAACGAAGUUGCCGCUUUCCGCCUACGUCGAGCA